GCCGGAAGUAGUAAACAACAAACAGAGCACCGUUUUUAAGUCCACGUCAAUUCCUUCAUUUCUACCGUAGUGUGUACAUUGUUAUUGUACAAAUGUACAUAGUUAAUUCUGCAUUUCAGAAUCAACUCGUCUUAGUAAACUUUGAAUCUCCUCGGGCUGUCUUAGCUUGCUAGCUACUAACAAAGAGACGCGGAAGUGAUAAAGUGUAAAGUGGGAUCGUGUGAAAAUGUGCCAAGUCCAAAUGCUGAGAGCGUUGGUGAAUCAGCGACUAACUGCGGCUGUUGAAGAAAUAUUUGUAGUGUUGGAAAGAACCAUAGCAGAGUACGAGGAGGAACUUUCUCGAACAAAAGAGGAGAACGAGCGACAACGUCAACUACUGGACGCCGUUUUCAGGAAGCAACGAGACGAACUAGACAGACAAGACAUCAUUGAAGAACAUCUUCCCCCUAAGCAUCAGGAGUGGAGCUUCCUGGUGGAGCAGGAGGAGCCACGGAUUAAAGAGGAAGAGGAGGAUCACAGCAUCAGUCAAGAGGAGCUUGGAGGGUGGGAGGAGUUCCCACAUAUUUUUGUAUCUGUGAAGAGCAAAGAUGAAGACGACAGUGAAGGUGAGGAGGAGAGAGAGGCGGAGCCUCCAACAGAAGCUGAUGGAGACCACUGUGGAGGAUCACCAGCAGACAAGCUCUUAGCUCCACUAUCAGAUAGUGAGCACACGACGUCACACUCUCCUGACACUGAUGAUGAUGAUGAUGAAGACUCUACAGCUGAUAUGACAUGUCACCCUGACAACACACGCUUGAAAUGCCACCACUGUGACAAGAGCUUUGGCAACAAGAAAACUCUGAUGAGACACAUGGUCUGUCACGCUGACAGAAAGUGGAAAUGCUCUCAAUGUGGCAAAGCUUUCAACCGCAAGUCAUCUUUGGAAAGGCACACGAGGAUCCACACAGGAGAAAAACCGUACACCUGCUCAGUUUGUUGUCAUGCGUUCUCUCAAAACUCAAGUUUGACAGCACACAUGAGAAGACACACCGGAGAGAAACCUUUUCCUUGUCCAUUCUGUGAUUUACGCUUUGUAUCGAGUCAACAUAUGAAAACCCACGCAAGAAUACACACUGGGGAAAAACCAUAUGUCUGUUCAGUCUGUGGCACACGCUUUGUACAAAGUCAAAAUUUGAAAACGCACAUGAGAAGACACACAGGAGAAAAACCAUAUUCCUGUUCAAGAUGCAACAGAAGCUUUUCUGACCGAACAACAUUUAUAAGACACACAAGACGACACACGGGAGAGAAGGUGUUUAGCUGCAGUGUGUGUGGGGAAAGGUUCUCCUAUAAGUACCAGCUUAACAAUCACACCUGUGCUGCUGAGAACACCACCGGCACAUGAAGCUGCAGGACUUGAACUCACCUGUCAAGACUAAUAACUUUGUGACAUCACCCCAUAACACGUGACAUCAUCAUCAUCAACAUGCUUCUGCCACUGAAAUACAAUUAAAAUUUGGGAGAAAAGCUGUACCUUUUCAUUUGAUUAAAUUGUCAUCUUUAGCUGAGAGGAUGAAAGCUUUUCAGAACAAUUUUAUGAUUUUGUUCAUAACUUGAAUGAACAAAAUGUGUUGAUGCAUGCUGCAUUGAGGGAGUCCGGUUUGGAGGCUGCGGCGUUGGGUUUUUCUGGCUUCUGUGGUCUUGCUGGCUUCAUGAUGUCCAGCUCUCACUCCAUCGAUUCACAGUCAAUGUGAAGCGGCGGGGAGGAAAAUCAACACUUGAAAGUCAGAGUCCAAGGUUCUCACCUGGAAAAGAGGGGAUGAGCUCCUCCCCCUGGUGGAGCAGUUCAAGCACCCCGGGGUCUUGUUCACAAGUGAGGGAAGCUUGUAUUGCGAGGCGGACAGGCGGAUCGGUGUGGUGUCUCCAUUGAUGCUGACUCAACACAUGACAACAGAAGCUGAUGGAGGAUCACCAGCAGACAAGCUCUUCACUCCACCAUCAGAUAGUGAGCAGACACCCAACAUCCAGGGAUGGGACACUGCGAUGGUGACAUCUUCUCAGUGCCUAGGUGUUCAUCUGAACCAUAAGCUGGACUGAACUGACAACAUGUACUUUACACAAAAAGACUCAGGGGGCUCUCACGAAGACCUUCUAUGACUCUGUGACAGCAGUCUUCUGUGGUGUGGUCUGCUGGGGGAGCAACAUCACGGCAGCUGACAGGAAGAAGCUGGACAAGCUGAUCAAGAAGGUCAGCUCUGUCCUGGGGUGUCGUCUGGAACAGGUGGAGGAGGUGGGCAAGCUGUCCGUCAUGAUGCACAACAUAACUUCUUGACUUGGCACUGGGUUAGGGUUAGGGUUCUUGUAUGCCCUUGUGGGACUAAUAAAGGCAA
Molecule: messenger RNA, 2369 nt
Organism: Doryrhamphus excisus (bluestripe pipefish)
Lineage: Eukaryota; Metazoa; Chordata; Actinopteri; Syngnathiformes; Syngnathidae
Source: RefSeq, a predicted model, not a curated record